Leptomonas pyrrhocoris is the source of this 4638-nucleotide messenger RNA. RefSeq names its product putative mitochondrial ABC transporter. The record is from RefSeq and is a predicted model, not a curated record. Lineage: Eukaryota; Euglenozoa; Kinetoplastea; Trypanosomatida; Trypanosomatidae. Gene Ontology annotation, molecular function: ATPase-coupled transmembrane transporter activity. The transcript has a single exon. The coding region runs from base 1 to 4638 and encodes 1545 amino acids. Gene Ontology annotation, biological process: transmembrane transport.
AUGAGUUCGGUAGAUCCUACCACACCGGCGCCGCCCCCGCACGUCCCGUCGACCGCGUCGUUUCACUGGGGACCGACUUUUCUCCUCGGGGAUAGCCUGCACUCGUAUCGGGCCGCCAUCGGCUACGUUGCGCGCGUGUGGACGCCGCCGGCUGCCCUUGACGGUGUCGAGUACGCCUCGUUCGUUGUUCUCCUCUCCAGCGGACUUUGUGUGAUGGAGGGCUUCCACGCCGUUCGCUACACCCUGCGCCAGCUGCGCCGGUUCAAGGCGGAGACGGCGCCGCAGCAUCCGACGCGCGUCGUGUGCGGCGACGGUCAUGCGGCUCUGCCCUUCCACACAGACGCCCCCGGAGGCGAAACGACCGAAGUGAACACGAAGUCGAGGGAGCUGCUCGAAGCCGCGGAUGACAAGGACGAGGAGAGGGCGGCAGCGGCCACGACGACGACGACGACGGUUGCUGCGGCGGCCGACCCAUUCCGGUGGUAUCAACGUGUUCUGCACCGUAUCUCCGCGGCGCUGCCCACUCGUGCGGGGAAGCAAUCCGCACCGCACAUCGAUGAGAGCGAAGACGAGGCAGCGGCGGCCGACAGUAACCCCCUGGGGCGGCCAGACAACGAGUCGUCCGAGUACGACUUCAUGAGCCGCGGCACGUCGGUGCCGUUUGAAAUGUCCAACCUGCCGGCACAGCGUGGGGGAAGUCUGCUGCCGUACGCGACAGCCGACGGAGCCGCCACCGUCAGUCUCCAUGAUGCGGGCGACGCGGAGGACGGCGACGCGGAGGACGAGGAGGAGGACCAAACCUGGGAGGCCACUCCGGAGAUGCUCAUGCACUACUGGAAGCAGCUCGAGCACAUCAUUCUGACCGCACCGCGCCGCAACGCCAGAAGGUUCUUCCGCAACUUACCAAAUGAGAUGACCGCGACGGAGCCGGACGUGGCCGCGGUGAACGCGUGGUUUGACGGCGUAACCCACCACCUACAGGGAGGGGCAUCUGUGUGGUCGUACUUCGCGUCCGCGGCUGCGCUGCACACACCGCCCACGGAGGUGAAGAAGGAAUCCUCGCUGGCCGCGCCGGCGUGUGCGCCGUUUGGGCAGCAGCGGCCGGCCUUCGCGGUGCCGCCCAACGGGUGCUUCGCCUACCACACAAAGCCGCCACCGGAGGACUUCUACCGGGACACCGAUCACUCCUCUGGAGAGGAGGAGGAGUUGUGUGAGACGCACCAGCAGCAGCAGACCCCGCAGCAGGAAGACAAGCACGAGGAACAAGGCGAGCCGCCCCAUCCGCGUGGCCCGUCAGCCGAAGAGGAAGAGAAGAAGAGGGAGAGCGAGGCCAGCGCCGCGGGCACUACGGCAGACGUGGAGGCCGCUGCCCCGGUGGCGGGUCGAGGCACCGUCGAUGGCAGUGAAGCGGCGUCCCGUGCCCGUCCGCGCCGGCACAUUCUCCAUUGGGAGGCGCUGCUGCUGAUUUGGUUCAACGUGACAGAGGUACCCAUGUCAUCCCGUGAGAUCCGCGCUCUUCUGCUGAAGGCGUCGCCGCCAGCCGUUAUGAGUCCGGCGAUGGUGCGCGACAGCGGCCCGACCGCCUUCAACUUGGCCAGCACGAACCUGAGUCUUCUGUGGUUCUGGUCGACCCUGCAGCGCGUCUUCGAGACGUUGGUGCUGAACGAGGACGUCGAGAGGUGCGAGGCGGACAUCGAGGAGCUGCAGGCGUACGCGAUGCCUCUCUUCAUUAAGUGCGUGGCGCGGUGGCCCGUGCCGGCGCAGAUGUCGGUGACGAUGGAGGUGGCUCUCCAUCGCGGACUGGUGGGCUUUAUCUGCGUCGUGCAGUCGACCUGGAUGGCGCUGAACGUCGUCAUGCAGCGACUGCUGGGCCUGCGGCGCCGCCUGUACUACCGCAACACGUGGAGUCUCGCGCGGUACAUGUACUCGAGUUCCAAGGCGAAGGUGAUGUCCGCCGCGCUGAUCACCGUGAUGAUGACCCUCAGCUCUCGCGUCUCCGCCGCGGGCCGCGUGGUGCGGGAGCGCAUUGCGGGUUACAUCGAGAACGGCACGGAGGAGGGGCACGUGUCCGCUGGGGUGGGGAAAGGCAGCGGUGGAGGCAGCGGCCCGGCAAUGAACCUGCGACUGAUGCUCGCGCUCUGCGCGUUUGAGCUGGCACGCAUGGCGGUGCAGUACGUCAUCACGAACACCACCAGCGAGUUCAUCGUGCUGACGGCGAGCCAGCGGCGCGAGGUGGUGAAGAUGCAGCUCUACGAGGCCCUCAGCCACACCCAGCUGACCUUCUACGAGCAGCACACCUAUGAGGAGGUGGAGGAGAUCCUCUACUACGUGAACGACAUGGAGGGCAUCGACGUGCAGCUGCACCAGUACCUCUUUGACGCGAUCAACGUGUUCGUGGAGCUCACGAACGCAUUGCGGCCCUUCACCUACCGCAGCACGGUGGUGGCGGCGGGCGUGGCCAUGGCGCCGUACGCGCUGCGGGGCAUCGCGGCGGCGGUGGAGCGGCGCUACCUGCUCGCGCAGCGGGAGGGCUAUUUGCCGUCUGGUGCCUACGCCGUGGAGGACGCCUACCAGGGCGCUGGCGACGGUGACGGCGGUGACGACGCCAACGUGCUGCGCGAGGGGGCGAUGCUGCGGGGCGAUGAGAUCAUCGCUGCAAUCCCGCAGCUGCGGCCGUAUGGCGCAGAUGUCCGCCUCGUGCGCUGGUGGAACCGCCACCAGCAGCGUCGUCAGCACAUGAAGCUGUCGCGUCAUCGGCCGCCGUCCAGCACGGCGAAGGAGACGAAGAAGGCCGCUGCUGGCGGGGAGAAGGAAUGUGGGUCAUCGGUGAAGAGCGGCCUACGCCGUGAAGGGGCGCCGACGUCUGCCAAUGGUCGUCGCAGCGCCCCCGGGUCGCAGUCACGGCAGGGCUGGAGGACGUAUUUUCAAAGUCUCAUCGGUGCGUGGGUGACGGACGAAGACAUCGGAUUAGUGCGCAGUGCCCUCGUCGCCCUCGUGCAGCUCCCGCAUGGCAAGCUGCUGCCCGGCUCCGGCAAGGCGCUGCUGGAUCUGUCGGAGUGGCUGCUGCCGAUGGCGGCCUCCGCCUACGGGAUUGCGUGGUGCGGGCAGCCCAACUUGGAUCCUUUCCAGCUCCUUCAGGGCAUGCAGGCCAUCGAGGCGGCGGUGGACAACAUUGGCGAGGCGCGGGACACGGCGGAGAUGAUCGGCUACAACGCCUACAAGGCGAGCAUGCUAGAGCGGCUGCUUCAGCCCACCCAGUGGGAAGUCGUGUCGCGCGAGGAGAGCCUCUACAUGGCGAACUUCAUCAUCUCCGCCGCAGAGGUGGGACGGGUCAACGACGCACGGCAGCGGUGGGUGGCGCAGUCACACCGGCUGUCGCGGCUUGUGACCCCGGCCUCUGCUACGCCUUCGGCGACGCCGCUGCUGAGUGCCGCGAUGGCCGGAGCGGCCAGCUUCUACCGCCGACACGCGCUGCGGCACAUCGAAAUUGAGGGCAUCCGCCUGCGGUACGUUCCGACGGAGUCGACGGUGCGGCGGCGGCGUCGACGGAACUCCUCCACCCACGACGGCACCCCUCACAGCGGCACACCCGUCAGCGCGUCGUUGCCGAACGGGGAUGAGGGCGGCAGCGUUGAAGGUCAACGCACCGCGGAGGACGAGACGGACGACGACGAGCAUGCGGGAGUCGGAAGGCGGGACGCACCGCACGACGGUGCCCCCCUCUUCUCCGCGGACAUCGUCCUAUGGUCCCCGCAGCAGCAGCGCGGCCGCUUCGUGUGUGUGACCGGCCCCAACGGUCGGGGUAAAACCGCCCUCGUCAAUCUCUUGCUGGCGCUCUACGUGAACGCCCGUGGGCCGCUGCCCUCCUCCGUCGCCUCGUCCCCCCACGCCGGCCGGCUCGGCUCGGGCGCCGUCACCUUCUGCUUCGCCGGUCGCAUCCGUGCGCGCCGGCAGCGUCGCGGUGGGCUGACCAGUCGGACCGCCAAUUCGAGUCAAGUGAACGUCGCACGUGCGGGCAGCUCUGCGUACGGCUCCUUCCAUUCACACCGCGGUGCCGCCACUGCUGCUGCGUCGGCGGACGGCGGUCGUCGUGGGGAGUCGCGGGUUGAUCUUCGCACCAUCCCAGCGGAUGUGCUUCGGCGGCACAUCUUCAGCUACGUGCCGGAGAUGCCGACCGUCUUCUCUGGGGCGACGGUGGCGCAGAAUAUCUCUCUCGCUGGCUACGUCUCCGUUGCGACGGACGCGUUGAUGCGGCGCGUGACGCAGUGUGCGACGUUGGCGCAGUGCGACUUUGUUCAGCGACUCCCACUGGGUCUGCUGACGCGCAUCGCCGACACGACGGCCAACUCGUGGGGCACCACUGCCGGGCAGUACAGCACCGGAGUGGGCAACACAUCGGUGACGCGGCUCAGCGCGGAUCAGGCGAAGCGGCUAAUGCUGGCCCGGGCCUACUUCCACGGCGGCGAGGUGCUUCUGAUGGAUGAGCCCACGAAGGAGAUGGAGGAUCCCGCGACGGCGCGGCGGAUGUGCGAAGGGUGGUGUAAGCUGCUGGAGCGUGGUCACUGCAGUGGCGUCAUUUGCAUGACGAUGGACGAGACGCUGUUGAGGAUGGCCGACGAGGUGAUCACGCUGCCGUGA